AUGAUUGCCGUGACAACAGACCCUGAGAACUACCAUGAAGCGAUGCAGUCACCGCGCUCGGCUGGUUGGCAGCAAGCAAUGACGGGCGAGAUCGAGUCGCUCGAGGCAAACGGCACUUGGGAAGUCGUACCGAGACCUUAUGGGCAAAAGAUGUUGCACUCGAAAUGGGUAUAUAAAACCAAACGGCAUGCUGACGGUACGCUGGAGCGAUACAAUGCGAGGUUGGUGGCCUGCGAGAAUGAGCAAUCGCAUGGCGUUGACUAUACCGUGACAUUUAGUGCAGUGCUGAAUAUGACAACGGCCAAAGUUGUACUUGCACUUGCAAGGGUAUGGCGCGUUCCUGCGCGACACAGUGAUGUCCCCAACGCAUACGUGAAGGCGGAGAAGGAGGACGACCUGGAGAUCUACCUGCAUCUUCCUUAA
Molecule: messenger RNA, 423 nt
Organism: Peronospora matthiolae
Lineage: Eukaryota; Oomycota; Peronosporomycetes; Peronosporales; Peronosporaceae
Source: the annotation of a GenBank genome assembly